CCUCUCCCCCUUUUCAAAACAAAACCCUUCUUUCUCUCUCUCUCUCUCUCUCUCUCUCUCUCUCUCUCUCCUUCUUCGACACGAAAUUUAGGAAGCGCGCGCGAGAGAGAGAGAGAGAGAGAGAGGGUGUGUGUGUGGCGAUCGGUCGCGACGCGAAGCUGCUGCGGGAGCGAGAAGCCGCUGCGCGAUGAAGCAGAUGUUCGGGUUCCGCGGCGCGGCGUCGUCCCCUGCUACUCCCGGAGCAACCGGGGACCCCCGGAACCCUAGCCGGACCCCUCUGCCGCCGCCGUCCUCCGCCGCGGGCAACGGCGUCGGAGGCGGUGCUGUCGCGCUCGGCCCCGCGCGGCCGCUCCGCCUAGUGUACUGCGACGAGGGGGGGAAGUUCCGGAUGGACCCGGAGGCCGUCGCCGCGCUCCAGCUCGUCAAGGGCCCCAUCGGCGUCGUCUCCGUCUGCGGCCGCGCUCGCCAGGGCAAAAGCUUCAUCCUCAACCAGCUUUUAGGAAGAAGUAGCGGCUUUCAAGUGGCUCCCACUCAUCGACCUUGCACUAAGGGCCUUUGGAUGUGGAGUGCACCACUAAAGAGAACUGCUCUUGAUGGAACUGAAUAUAAUCUUCUAUUGCUUGAUACUGAAGGGAUUGACGCCUAUGAUCAAACGGGCACAUAUAGUACCCAAAUAUUUUCUUUGGCUGUUUUAUUAUCGAGCAUGUUUAUCUACAAUCAGAUGGGCGGCAUAGAUGAAGCUGCACUUGAUCGUCUAUCACUUGUCACUGAAAUGACAAAACAUAUACGUGUUAGGGCUUCUGGUGGAAGGUCCACUGCAUCCGAGCUUGGGCAGUUUUCUCCAGUUUUUGUUUGGUUAUUGCGAGAUUUCUAUUUGGAUUUAGCGGAAGAUAAUAGGAAAAUUACUCCACGUGACUACCUUGAACUAGCCUUGAGGCCAACGCAAGGUGGAGGAAAAGAUAUGCAUGCUAAGAAUGAGAUUCGGGAGUCCAUUCGAGCCCUCUUCCCGGAUCGUGAAUGUUUCACUCUUGUGCGGCCAGUGAACAAAGAAAGUGAUCUCCAACGCCUUGAUCAAAUUCAUAUGGAUAGGUUGCGUCCAGAGUUCAGAGCUGGUUUGGAUGAUCUGACAAAAUUCGUCUUUGAGCGAACUAGGCCUAAACAAGUUGGAGCAACUAUGAUGACUGGCCCUCUCCUUGCUGGUCUUACGCAAUCGUUCUUGGAUGCCAUCAAUAAAGGUGCCGUCCCUACAAUAUCAUCCUCAUGGCAGAGUGUUGAAGAAGCAGAAUGUCGCAGGGCAUAUGAUUUUGCAGUUGAAGUUUACACAUCAUCUUUUGACCGUACAAAACCUGCUGAAGAGGAUGCUUUAAGGGAAGCACAUGAAGAUGCAGUUGGGAAAGCUCUUGCGGCUUUUAAUAGUUGUGCCGUGGGAGCUGGAUCAGUACGUCUGAAUUAUGAAAAGCUUCUCCAUAGUUACUUCAAAAAGGCCUUUGAGGACUACAAAAGAAGUGCUUUUCUAGAAGCUGAUUUGCAAUGUUCGAACACAAUACGGAGUAUGGAAACGAAGUUGCGAGCAGCUUGUCAUGGUCCUGAUGUGAAAAUUGACAAUGUGAUGCAGCUCUUGGACAGUCUGCUUUCUGAGUAUGAGUCAUCGUCUCAUGGAGCAGGGAAAUGGAAAAUACUGGCUGUUUUUCUACGACAAUGUUUGGCGGGACCAAUACUUGACCUUUUCAAAAGGCAGUUGAAUAGAAUUGAAACUGAAAUAAGUACUUUGAGGUUGAAAUGCACCUCGAGUGACGAUAAAUUGGAACUGCUUAAGAAGCAGCUUGAGGCAAAUGAGAGCCAAAGAUCUGAAUAUGUGAAGCGCUACGAAGAAGCCGUCAGUGAUAAGCAAAGAAUAUCUAAAGAUUAUGCUGGUCGUAUUACUGAUUUGCAAAGCAAAUCCAGCAAGUUGGAGGAGCGGUGCAUGAGCUUAUCGAAUGCCCUCGAUCUUGCUAAACGUGAAUCUGCUGAAUGGAAAAGCAAGUAUGACCAAAGUGCUUCUGAGCAAAAAGCUGAUGAGGAGAAGCUAAGAUCUCAACUCGCUUCUCUGGAGUCCAAGAUUAAUGUGAGUGAAGGGAGAUUAGCUGCUGUUCGAGAGCAGGCGGAGUCUGCUCAAGAGGAGGCUUCCGAGUGGAAACGGAAAUACGAAGUGGCUGUUGGAGAAGCUAAGAAUGCUCUGCAGAGGGCGGCACUGGCACAGGAGCGCACGAAUAAGAAAGUGCAGGAAAGGGAGGAUGCUUUGCGGGCUGAAUUGGCUAACCAGCUUUCAGAAAAGGAUGAAGAAAUUACGAAGUUGAUUGCACAGAUCAAUCAAUCUGAGAAGCAUGUGACAAGUUUAAUUGCGAGAUUGGAGGCUACUGAGUCUAAAAUAAAGAACCAUGAGACUGAAUCUUCACGGUUGAAGGAAGAGAUGAGAAUAUUAACUGAGAACUUGAAUUCCAUCAAAGCCGAAGCUCAGGGACACGAGAAGCAAGUCAGAAUUCUGGAACAAGAAAAGAACCAUCUUGAAGACAAGUAUCUUUCUGAGUGCAAGAAGUUCGACGAAAUAGACAAGAGGUGCAAGGAUGCCGAAAGGGAAGCCAAACGAGCAACUGAGCUGGCUGACGCAGCUCGUGCUGAUGCCGCUUCCGCCCAAAAGGAGAAAGCUGAAGCCCAGCGGUUGGCGAUGGAAAGACUCACAUUGAUUGAAAGAUCCGAGAGGCAGGUCGAAACCCUAGAGAGAGAAAAGGCCAAGCUGACAGAUGAGAUUGAGCGGCUCCGCCAAUCCGAGAUGGAUUCAGUUUCGAAGGUCAAUUUACUCGAGAGAAGGGUUGAUGAGAGAGAAAGAGAGAUCGAGGAGAUGUUAAGUCGGAACAACGAGCAAAGGUCUAAUACAGUCCAAGUCCUCGAGAGCCUUUUGGCGACAGAGCGAGCCGCUUGUGCGGAAGCCAAUAGAAGGGCGGAGACCCUCUCAUUGCAGCUACAAUCUACACAAGGCAAACUCGAUAUGCUUCAGCAAGAACUCACUUCAGUUCGGCUUAAUGAGACGGCACUUGAUAGCAAGCUAAAAACCGUGCACAAGAGGCAUGAGGAAUCAGUGCACGACAUGGACAUCGACGAAGAGGUUGGGAGGAGGAGAAAGAGAUCGAAGAGCACGACGAGUCCUUUCAAGUACAGCCAUAUGGAGGACGGCGGUUCUGUUUUUAGAGGGGAAGAGAAUAAUAACAAUGAGAGCCAGGAGAUUCAAGAGACAGAAACCGAAGACUAUACCAAGUUCACCGUGUUGAAGCUGAAGCAGGAGCUUACAAAGAAGGGAUUUGGGGGGCAGCUGCUGCAGCUGAAAAAUCCCAACAAGAAGGAUAUUAUUGCCUUGUAUGAGAAGCAUGUCAUUGGCAAGUAACUUUCUCUUUUUUUUUUUCAUAAAUUGAGGAUGAACUAACAAGCUGCUUCUCUUUAUUAUAGUAAUUUCAGAUAAACUAUGAGGUUUGUUCUUUAGUUUUCCCUCAUCUACUUUUGUUUUACACAUUGUAUGUAUGGUUGUGGUAGUGCUUUAGCGCGUGAAAAGUGUGUGAUGUGUUCAUAUCUUAACGUUCGUGUGAAGUUUUAAAAUUAGACUAAUUACUAAUUGUUGUGUGAAAUGCUGAUCUA
This is a messenger RNA of Ananas comosus (pineapple), 3666 nucleotides long. RefSeq names its product guanylate-binding protein 4. The record is from RefSeq and is a predicted model, not a curated record. The coding region runs from base 188 to 3418 and encodes 1076 amino acids. Lineage: Eukaryota; Viridiplantae; Streptophyta; Magnoliopsida; Poales; Bromeliaceae. Gene Ontology annotation, molecular function: GTP binding; GTPase activity. The transcript has 14 exons.